Molecule: messenger RNA, 1104 nt
Organism: Naegleria fowleri
Lineage: Eukaryota; Heterolobosea; Eutetramitea; Acrasida; Naegleriidae
Exons: 4
Coding region: 1-1104 (367 amino acids)
Biological process (GO): protein import into peroxisome matrix
Cellular component (GO): cytosol; peroxisomal matrix
Molecular function (GO): protein binding
Source: RefSeq, a predicted model, not a curated record
AUGAAUUUUGCGAGUAUUUCCUUCUCUCAUUCCAUUCAUUCGUUAGCCUACAGUACUCACUAUGGAAAUGUGUGUUGUGUCGGAACCUUUGAUUUGAAUCAUUGGUAUCAUCGUGGAGAGAUUCAUGUGUGCCAUGUAUCUUCAUUUAAUAAUAUCAGUGAGAAUGGCGAUUCGACAUUUCAUGAUUUGAAUGAAAAGCCUUUGAUUAAACAAAUUGCAGUACUGGAUAAUAAAGUGGGAGUGAAUAAGUUAAUGUGGUCCGAAAUUUUUAAAGAACUGGUGGCAUCAGCUAAUCAUGAUGGAACUGUGACGUUGUGGAAUGUCAACCAGAGUCAAAAAGUCAUUUCAAUUUUAGCAGACAAGGGGUACUCAAUUAAAUGUGUGGAUUGGAAUCAAUUUGGUGACUCUGCUACUCUGGUCCUUGUUGGAUCUACCUCUUCUAGGAUUAAAUUAUUUGAUUCGAGGAAUUUUGAAUAUGUUGUAGAGCAAUUUGCAGAGCAUACCAAAGUUAUUAAUGAUGUCAAAUGGAAUAAUAACAAUAAGGAUGAAUUUGCUAGUGUCAGUGAUGAUGGGCUUGUGAAAAUUUGGGAUAAAAGAGUUAAGAACAGCAUCAAUACAUUACUAGACAGAGAACAAGGAGGAUCUCCUCUUAAAUGCUGUGAUUGGCACAAGCAAAACGAUUGGAUUUUGGCAGUUGGUAAUGAUAACGGCCAACUUAUUAUUUGGGAUACUAGAAAUGAUUUACAACCUAUACAACGAAGACAAGCUCACUCAGCAUCUGUGCAGUGUAUUUCAUUCGACAGUUCAGAUGUGUCUCGAAUAAUGACAGGAUCUAAAGAUCAAACAUUGCGAGUUUGGAGUUCUAUAACAAAUUCAAAGCAACAACAAGAAGGCAUUUAUCUAACACAAGAACACAAAAUUCACAGAGAAUAUGUGCGAACAGUCGACUGGAAUAUUCACAAUCCAAAUAUUGUCACCUCUGGAAGUAUGGAUCAGAGUAUGGUUGCCGUUCCUCUUGCAUACAUGACUCAAGUGAGAGAAUAUGAAGUGGAGGGCUCUCUAGUGACUGAAAAAACGAGACCUCAAACCUUGUCUAAACUUUGA